AUGUCUAUCCCGUGGAACUCAUCAUGGAGAGGAUGUGCAGCAAACUUUCCUCAACCUGUCAGUGAAGAAAGUGAGCUUGGAGCUCAAUUUUUGGUAGAAACUGUUUACUACUUUAAUUGUCGUAUUGUAGACCCCCCUUUGCCUGACAUAGUGUACAGAAGCAGCAAUAGAGAAGUAGACAUCCUCCGCCAUGUCUUUCGCUGGGAUCUUACCCCCUAUCAGGAGGUUUUUCAGAAUGGUUUCCAAGCAAGGCGUCAAGAAGGCACUUUAGAUGAAAUCUACUUCAAUUUGGAUCACUAUGUCCAUCAUGGCGGUAGGCCUCUUGAUUCCAGCCGGCCCGCUACCCAUGCCUUCGUUAGCACCACACUUAGCAGCAGUUGGCAUCCUAGCCUCGACCCUGAGACUGAGAUGGAAGUAUAUCGAUACGAGAUAUAUGCUCCUGGUGGCAUUUGGGUUGCUGAGACUCUUGGUGAACGUUACCAGUACCCUUCCCAAGAUGAGGUUUGCUUUGUUGCUGGCAUUGCCCCUCAAUACAUUCGGUCUGCCCAACGCUUCAGGCUUAUUCGUGGUGACGCGAGGUUUACAAGACGGGAGAGAGUAGAUAAUGUAAUAAGAGUAAAUGGGUACUAUGAUCCACAAUCACAUCCACCAAGAUUGCUCAACAUUCAAAGGCCAAUAUUUGAUUACGUGGAUGAAAAUGGUAGGAGGCCGCCUCUAGCCAUUAGCAUUUACCAACGUCGUUCCGUUUCCGAUCGACAGAAACGAGAAGUGUCCACUAACUCUGGCGACCCCAUGGAUUGGUAUGCUCGCGAUGUGGCUAACUAUGAGAGUUACAUAGAUGCUGCAUUUCGUUCGUCUAAAACAAAUGAAGCCUAUAUAUUCAUGAAGAACGAAUAUGUGCUACUAAACUAUGUUUCAGGCACGACAAAUGACAAGGUGUUGAAUGGACCGCUUCUUAUCUGUGAUGGAUACCCAUCCCUCACAAGCACAGCCUUUGCAGAACAUGGAAUAGAUUGUGCUUUUGGAUCUCAUCAUGGGGAUGAAGCACUCAUCUUCUCUGGCAAUCUCUGUGCACAUAUUAAUUACACACCACACGCCACAAAUGACAAGAUAAUCAGAGGCCCGAUGACCAUCACUGCAAUGUUCCCCUUCUUCAAAGGGACGGCGUUCGAAAGCAGCGUAGAUGCCGCAUUUGAGGCAACAACAAAAUAUGAAGCUUACCUCUUCAAAGACAACCAAUAUGCUCUUAUAAACUACGGUUCUAAUUCCCGCCUCAUCGCCAUCGUCUCAUUGUUAAUGGCUUUCCUAGUUUGAAAAACACAAUCUUUAAAAGGGGAAUUGAUGCAGCGUUUGCUUCGCACAGGACUAAUGAGGCAUACCUAUUCAAAGGAGAUUCCUACGCACUCAUUAACUUUGCUCCUGCCACCCUAGACGACUACAUCAUUGAUGGCGUGAAGAAUAUCCUUCCCAAUUGGCCCUCUUUACGUAGGAUCUUGCCUCGAAAAAAUCGUGGUCUUGACGUUCAUGAUCACGCUAAACCUGAUGCUGACCGUGACCACGAUGAACUUUAAAAAGUCAGUCUUAUGUGCCAAAGUGUGAAUGGCAUACUUUAAAAAGUCAGUCUUAUCUUUAGUUGGAAUAAUUAAGGAUGUAGUGGAGAUUGGGGUUAUCUUAUCUUCUCCUCCUUGAACCACCUUAUCCUCUAGCUUAGGCUAGAGGUUCUUUGGAUUAUUUUAUCUUUAAAUUAAGUCAAUAAUUUGUAAACGGGCA
Molecule: messenger RNA, 1770 nt
Organism: Ilex paraguariensis (yerba mate)
Lineage: Eukaryota; Viridiplantae; Streptophyta; Magnoliopsida; Aquifoliales; Aquifoliaceae
Source: the annotation of a GenBank genome assembly